UGUAGCUCAUCUGCUGACCGUCACCACUUCUCCUUUUCUCUUCCUGGUUGAGAAUAGGUUAGAGGAGUGUGGAAAGGGAGUGGCAAAGGCAAACCGGGCUCCAGAUUUCUGCACACUGUUGGACGGCAAGGACCAUGGGCGACUCCAAGGAAGAGAGGGAGAAACAUCUGUGCUCCCCGGGUGAGGCUGAGCUAGGACACAGGAUGCUCAGGGAAGAGUCAGGAGGGGCAGCUCGGGUCUCAGCCUGCCCAGGCUCUGACAGAUGAUACAACUGUUCAGUGAUGGACCUUGUGAUCAGGAGCACCAGCUAUUUCUAAGAAGCGUUGGACUAGACCCUGUUCAUGGCUUCAAGAGUUUCUGAAGCAGACAAGGGUUUGCAAGGGUGUCAGGACUGCCAUCGGUCCAUCACGAUACUGCAGCUCAUCUCCCUGGUGCUCUUCUCUGCUCUCCUCAUGGUUCUCCUUGCCAAAGUUGCUGUUUCUCCUGAGCAGACACACAGCUUGGAGCAGAUCCAGCAGCAGCUGACUCAGAUCAAUGCUUCGCUGGCUGGCCUGUGCCGGCCCUGCCCCUGGGACUGGGAGCUCUUCCAGGGAAGCUGCUACCUCUUUUCCCAGACUCAGGGGACCUGGGAAGCCUCGGCCACCUCCUGCCAGAAACUUGGAGGCCACCUGGUGAUUAUCAACAGUGCUGAAGAGCAGAGAUUCAUGAAAUACUGGAAUGUGAGGAAGAAACAACGCUCCUGGAUUGGCCUCAGUGACCACAGAUUUGAAGAUUUUUGGCAGUGGGUGGAUGGCACCCCUCUGCAGCUCAGCUUUUGGAAAGAAGGGGAGCCCAACAAUGAUGGGGAUGAGGACUGUGUGGAGCUAUUCCCAGAUAAGUGGAAUGAUAAUAAAUGCACUGAGCAAAACUUCUGGGUGUGUGAGCAGCCCUCAGCUCCCUGCCCUCAUCACUGAUGGUCUGUCCUUCCCCUGGGCAUGCAGACAACUUGGGGGCAGUCUGCUCUAGUUCCAGCUACCUUAUUCAUCCCCAGUGUCCCUGCUCUGAGUCCUUAGGGAUCCCGAGAGUCCCUGAGACACCCUCCCCUGCAGCUCUUCCCUUUUCUAUGGAUUAGCUCACUUGCUGUCCACAGCCCAUGAAACCCUCAGUAGAGUCACACACACAUGUGUCUGGGCUGUAUCUCAAUGACAUGCACUUUGCUGAGCAUGAGUGGGUCUCUGAGUUCUAUCCCCAGAACUAAAAUAAAAGA
This is a messenger RNA of Peromyscus leucopus (white-footed mouse), 1246 nucleotides long. RefSeq names its product CD209 antigen-like protein 2. The coding region runs from base 342 to 953 and encodes 203 amino acids. The transcript has 6 exons. Lineage: Eukaryota; Metazoa; Chordata; Mammalia; Rodentia; Cricetidae. The record is from RefSeq and is a predicted model, not a curated record.